This is a messenger RNA of Pleurotus ostreatus (oyster mushroom), 3210 nucleotides long. RefSeq lists its product as uncharacterized. The transcript is spliced from 15 exons. The coding region runs from base 1 to 3210 and encodes 1069 amino acids. The record is from RefSeq and is a predicted model, not a curated record. Gene Ontology annotation, molecular function: ATP binding; ATP-dependent chromatin remodeler activity. NCBI's taxonomy places the organism in Eukaryota, Fungi, Basidiomycota, Agaricomycetes, Agaricales, Pleurotaceae.
AUGUCUUGCUUCGGUUCACGGUCUAGCUUUCUCCUUGAAUUGGAAUUCCUCAUCCAGAAGCAUUUCGUAGUCGUCACCUACCAACUAGAACCUGAGUUCGAAGUGACAGCAAGAGUAUAUCUCGUCCCAUAUGACUUGUCCAACGUGAAAGGCAGCCUCAGGAAACGACCUACGACGGUGCUCAACCCAGCCAGACGUUACCUCAAAACUCUCAUACCAAUGCUUUCUUUAAAUCCAGUGCACUGGAAUUUCGGGUGUACGGAUGAGGCUAUGAGACCUUUCCAUGAACCCCCCAUUCAAUGUACUCUCGCCCAAAUAUACAGCAACCUUCCAUCACCCAAUCCACAGCUUACAGGGCCAUCGACGGGAACUAUCCCCAAGUUAUUAGACUUCAGCUUUGACAUAGAAGAAACGCUGGGGCUUCGAAGCCGUUUAUACCAGUAUCAGCGGGAAACCGUCGCACGAUUGAUUCAACGAGAGGGUGGCAAAGCCUCCAUCCCCGAUCCCCUAUAUGUCCCCAUAAAAAGCGUAACAGGUACCAUAUUCUUCUUCCAACCUGGGACAUAUGAAGUGCUUCAAGAGCGUCCGAUGGUAGUGCCAACCACAGGAGGCAUUCUGUGCGAGGAACUAGGAACCGGGAAAACGAUUAUGAUUCUGGCGCUGAUUCUCGCUACUCGUCACGAACUCAGUACACCUGAAGAAUCCAUAACCGAUGUUCGCCCCAUCCUGACAUCCACGGCACUAAGGUACUUUCCAUCGGCCCCGUACGACCAAAUAAGGCAACGAUGCGGCAGAGAUCGACACGCACUUAACGACGAUGAUCCUGCAAUACGAGUCCCUUCUCUUGUCGAGCUCCUUAUCCAUGUCAGCCGUACGAGUCCGCAACCAGCAACACGCUACAACGAGGCUUUGGAAUCGGCCGGCUUAAAUAAACUCAUUCGCGCCACUGUGCCAUUCUACCACCAUUAUCUAGGCGACCCGACUGCGUACGAACGUGCACGACGGGACCAGAGUCGCCCAGCGCCACGCACUAUCUACUUAACGAGUGCGACGUUGGUUGUAGUCCCUUCCAAUUUGAUUGCUCAAUGGUACAGAGAAAUUCACAAACACUGUCAAGUUGAGUUACGUGUUCUGCAAAUGCGCACAAAUUCUACAUUCCCACCGGUGAAGUCUCUCGCGUCUGACUACGACAUUGUGUUGAUGACAUAUGAACGUUUCACCGCCGAAGAAAGAUACAAGAAUGUCAACAAAUUGCACACCUCGCGGACUUGCAAAUGUGAAAUCUUCCCCCAUACACAGGCUCGCAUACCAGAUUGCCGCUGCGAAGACCUCCCGGUGUCCCCUCUGCUGCAGAUACGCUGGAAGCGCCUGGUCAUUGACGAAGGCCACGUUUCGUCAAGUCUGAACACCCUGCUUACACCCUUCGUCAAGCUUCUCAGCAUACAGUCAAAAUGGAUCGUAACAGGAACGCCAACGACGAAUCUAUUGGGCCUCAGCUUUGGAUCAUCGUCUAUCAAAGAACAGAAUGACGACACAGACGACGAAUGGAGGCCAUCAAAUUCUCAAGCAAUGGUCAGGCCUGCCGAGGGCUCAAUAUGUUGGACCAAAACGGAUCGGCUAGAUUUGCAGAAGUUUGGUGCCAUGUUGACGCACUUCAUCGGCACCCAGCAGUUUCUAUCAAACACCAACCUCUACAAAGCUUGUGUCAUAGACGCACUUAUGGAUCCAGACGGUCCUCGCCCCACUGCAGUCCAAGUCAUAAACCAACUGAUGACAUCGUUCAUGGUGCGGCACAGGAUAUCAGACAUCGAAACUGAAAUUACUCUCCCACCGUUACGAACUGAUAACAUUCUGCUAGACCUAGAGCCAAUUGCUGCUAAGUCAUAUAAUGCCAUGCAGGCUUCCAUUGUUGUCAAUGCCAUCGAUUCACAGCGUACGGAUCAGGAUUAUCUCUUCCACCCCAGGAAUGCCGCGUCGCUCCAACUCGCAGUAGCGAAUUUGUCGCAAAUCAUGUUCUGGGGUACUUCAGAAGAUCGCUACAACGUUUUUGAGCUUUCUCAAAACGCCGAGCAGCAGGAACAACGAGCGAUUGAACGAGGUAGCAGUCCACAAGAUAUACAACUGCUCCGCGAAGCUCUGUCCCAUGUUAAGGCUGCCGUGGUGGACCAGACAUGGAUUGCCUCGCAGGCGCAUCCCGAAAUUCCCUUCCAAGUCUUGGAUAUGCCGGAAGAUAUAUUUGACGCAUGGACGGACAUUCGACCUGCUUCCGAAGAUCAACCAAGGGCGAAACUUAUGCAUCCAUUGCAUCUGACGAAGCUGAAACAAGCCCUCCUUUCGCGACCACUUGCACCUAUAGAUUGGCUCGUUGAGAUGGGCCAUCAGCUACAUAACACCGAAAUACGUGACUCUGAAAAGAGCAAGAAGCCACCAGGAAACGGCAUUCCCAAUCGAUCACUGCAAACAGCAGCACCGCCUGUACUACUUAGACAAUCACCUCUAUCGAGAACAAAAAUAGGCUGCUCGGCGUCGAGUAAACUCAACUACAUCAUCAAUGAGGUCUUGCAGUACAGCCCGACGGAGAAGUUUCUGAUAUUCUCCCAGUCUCCUCUAACACUGGCACACGUUAAGGAUGCGCUGGAUCUAGUUCACGUUCCAUACGUUCAAUUCACAACUCAAGUCAAUGUUCGUACCCGAGAGGAGCAAGUCGUCACGUUUGAAACAUCUGAAACGCACCGGGUGUUUUUGAUGGAACUACGACAUGGUGCUCGAGGACUGAAUUUGAUAUCAGCCUCUCGCGUCAUAUUCUGUGAGCCCGUGUGGCAGGCUGAUAUUGAGAGUCAGGCUAUAAAGCGUGUUCAUCGUAUCGGUCAGACAAAGCCCGUCCACGUAAAAACGCUUGUAAUCCGCGACUCUGCUGAAGAGUAUAUGAUUGACAGACGGGCGAAGCUUAAAGGCCAGACGAGCAAAAUCCCAAAGAUGCUUGAAGAACAGGGUAUGCGAUACUUCAUCAUGCACCCCAAGUUCAUCAGUACGCCACCCAGCCUUCUAACGAGUAUCACCUUCCCAUUCUUGAAGUUCACGGACGAGUUAUUUGAUGUCCCCGUUGAUUCUGUCACCGACAACGCCCCUUCUACCAGUGCGGAAUCAGAUGGUAGAACACCACUGGACACCCCAGUCGAGAAAAGGCGAAGGCUCAAAUUUGUAGUUUGA